Messenger RNA from Rhopalosiphum padi (bird cherry-oat aphid), 1290 nucleotides. RefSeq lists its product as uncharacterized. Bases 1 to 1290 code for a protein of 429 amino acids. NCBI's taxonomy places the organism in Eukaryota, Metazoa, Arthropoda, Insecta, Hemiptera, Aphididae. Gene Ontology annotation, molecular function: nucleic acid binding. The record is from RefSeq and is a predicted model, not a curated record. The transcript has a single exon.
AUGAUCGAAAACCCUGAACAUAAAAUGGUUCACCUGAAAAAAACUUUAUCUUACGAACUUGGAAUUGGUCAAUCGACAAUUUAUAACACCAUAUUGGAGUAUCAACGGACAAAAACUGUUUCUUCGCCAAACAAAACGAAAGUCCGAAAACAACUGACCGAAAAAGUAGAUGAGUUUGACAAGUAUGGUAUCAGAAGAAAAGUGCAUCAAUUUUGGCACGAUCGUGAUACGCCUACGUUAGACAAGAUUCUUGUGUCCGUCAAUGAAGAUAAUGGUCUACCAAAUUUUUCUCGAACAUCAUUAUUCAGAUUGUUGAAAUCUAUGGAUUUCGUAUAUAUGAAGCGAGGUCGUAAUAGUGGUUUGAUUGAAAAAUCUGAAAUCAUACUUUGGCGGAGAAGAUAUUUAAAAGAUAUUAAAAGAUACAGAGAAGAAGGAAGGCCAAUUUACUUUUUAGAUGAAACGUGGGUAAACGCCGGAGAUGUUAAUAGCAAAGUAUGGGUCGACAAAACUGUAACGUCAGCUCGAGUGGCAUCUUCCGAGGGACUUUCGACUGGAGCAAUAAACCCUACUGGCAAGGGGAAACGUUUAAUUGUUAGCCACAUCGGUUCCGAAGAUGGAUUUGUUCCCGGAGGUCUUUUGUGCUUUGAGUCAAAGAAAAACACCCAAGACUAUCACGAUGAGAUGAACGGAGACUCUUUUCGUGAUUGGUUGGAAGGUGUUUUGCCGAAACUCAAAGACAACGCUGUCAUCGUAAUGGACAACGCUCCUUAUCAUUCGGUGAAAAUUGAAAAAUGCCCAACUACGAAUUGGAGAAAAGCUGACAUAAUUGCAUGGCUCCAGAGCAAAGGAAAGCAAGUCGACAACACAAUGCUUGUCAUAGAAUUGUUAGACGAAGUUAAAAAAUUGAAACCAUUAUAUAACAAUUAUGUCAUCGAUGAAAUGGUUAAAGCUAACAAUAAAAUUGUCCUUAGACUUCCUCCGUAUCACUGUGAGCUUAAUGCAAUUGAACUCGCAUGGGCUAUAGUUAAGAAACAUGUCAAAGAUAACAACAAAACUUUUAAAUUACAAGAUAUAAAACACUUGUUAGUUGAAGGAGUGAAUAAAGUUAGCCCUGAUAUGUGGAAAAAUUUUGUCGGUCAUGUGAUAAAGGAGGAAGAAAAAGCAUGGAGUUUGGAUAAUGUGGUCGAAGAUUUCAUGUCAGCAGAAAAUCAGCCUUGUGUUCUUACUAUUGGCCAAAGCGACUCGGACGACGAUGAUGAAGACUUCAGAUACCUAUCAGAUACAGACUAA